Messenger RNA from Trichogramma pretiosum, 821 nucleotides. Its product is annotated as protein DPCD. The record is from RefSeq and is a predicted model, not a curated record. The transcript has 4 exons. The coding region runs from base 54 to 692 and encodes 212 amino acids. NCBI's taxonomy places the organism in Eukaryota, Metazoa, Arthropoda, Insecta, Hymenoptera, Trichogrammatidae.
AAGCGGUCGUCAACUCGAGGCUGUGUUCACUGUAAACAUCGGCCAGUCGGCGAAUGCAAGUCGAGGCGAGUGUAAGCAUGGCGACCGAACAAUGGUUCAAACUUCUUCAAGAUGCCAAGAAAACGGCGAUUAUUCAAGAUGGAAACAGAAAAGUCCACUUUUUAUUUGAAAAUGGCAAAGAAUUUGUAGAAGAGUACAAUUUGGAUACAAAUGUUGUGGUCCGGAGAGCUUGGAGAAAAAAAGGUGAUUUGGGCCAAGAUUUAGGAUGGGAAGUUGAAAUUGGCGAUCCAGAGCCUAAUAUUAAUGCAGUUGACAAACUUGAAACUGCUGGUAUUCGUGAGAGUUCUAGUAAUCCCAUUGUUUCAAGAAGAAUCACUAAAACUGGCUUAGAAUGGAGAAUAAGAAACCUCAGCUAUCCUGUUGAUGUUUACUCUGUAACAGCAGAAGAGGAUGGAACAAUCACUGUCAGAACUAGUAAUAAAAAGUAUUACAAAAAGUUAACAGUACCAGAUUUAGAAAGAGUAGGCCUGCGACCAGAGCAUGAUAGACUGAGUUUCAAACAUCAGUACAAUACUUUAAUCAUAACGUACAAAAAACCUCCAAAGCUAAUCGAGUUGGAGAAAAAGAUAUUCGAAAUGGUAUCAAAACAGAAAGUUAAUAAAGACGGUGAUGUUCAAUGUCCAACCAAGUAACAGGAUAAAUUGAAGAAAAUGUUUGACAAAGAAUUCAUUCAAUUGUAUCAAGACUAUGAAAUUGUUUAUUUUAAUGAACUGCACAAAAAUUAAUGAUCGAUAAUUAAGUUUAAUUAUGUGUCUAUUUUA